AUCCUCCCACGAGGGAGGCCUGGGACAAGAAGAACUUGUUCUUAGGCCACCUGAGGUUGGUCGAAAACACGCAGAUCGGUAUGUUGAUCCGACUUCCUGGGUCUUCAGAGUGAUCUCACAUGCGACGCUCGCAGUUUGUGGGCGGUGGAGUCCGCGUUGGCACGAAGUUUGUAGGUACGGUCAGCAAAACACCUCUUAAAACAGACCCAGAGUUACUACACGAUGGUCGCAAUGAAGACAGCGAGGAUGAACGUCUGUGUGAUCGUUGUGCUUCUAACAGUAACAGCCCGUGUACAGAGCGCAGACGAGCACUCCCCGUCCGGUACCUGUGACCUGUCCGACCUGUACGGCAUGGCAGCCAGCUGUGAAACAGACUUCAUAUGUCACAGCCAGCAAUAUUACUGCAGUACUCGGUACGAGGCCCUGCUGUUCUGUGUGACCGGGAUCGUGUGGAACUGUUUCCGCGGGAUGAUGAGUGACGAGGAUCUGGUCGUCAAGGCGGCUACAGUACAGAUGAUGUUCAAGACGUCCCGGAGUCAAGACUUCUACUGCAGUGGAAGGAUAUGGACACAUCUAGACGUGGGCCGGUACCUAGCUGACAAUGACGGGGCGUGUACUCCUGCUUUCUACGACGAAAAGGAUGAAUGCUUCUCUUCGGUCUCCCCGACCCUGAAUAGCGGACAAUUUCUAGAUCCUCAGCUUUGCAAUAACUACGAUGUCGCUCUCGCGUGCACGAGGGAAGCAGUGAGGAAGAACUGCAGAUUUUCCGGCGAAACACGGAACGUUUCACUUGGGCACAACCCGUUCUGCGACUGCCAUGAUGUGUCGUAUACAACUACCAACAGUCACACCAACAAGCAGGGCACACUUCCUACUGACAUUCCCAGCAUUUUAACAACCGAAACUUCGGAUAACGAAACUUUGAUAACGCAGACGUACGAACCUCCUUUGGAGGAUCCCUACCUAAGUGUAGAGGUUGUAGACAUAGACUUCAUGAGCAAUGCUGGGCAGAGUUUGCUGGCUUUGUCAAAGGUGUGCACGGCUUUUAUCAUAUCUGUCUCACUGCUGUUGAUUCAUAUCAACUAGACUACACGAAUUCUAGAAUGCCAGAUGUUAGUUCUGUUUUAUUUCAAACACAUGAACUCUUACUAUCAGGUUCGAACUGUAUGCACAGCAAGUUCAGACGGUCACGGUGCUUACAAAUGCCAUACCUAAUAAUGUUAUAUUUCACAUUAAAGUGUAUAUACAAAUCUACAAAUGUUUACAUAUCCUUCCUCAAAUAUGUUAUAACAAUCAAGCUAGUAUAUUACAACCUUACAUGUGUUGAUAUUGAUCGUUAUUAGUUAAGUGAGUAAAUAUGUAAAGUCAACCUUGAGUUGCGGGCAACCCAUUUAGAUCAUGUAACAAUAUCUAGAAUGAAUUAUGACAGCAAAAUGACUUUAGAUAUCAUUUUGUGCCGUGCACGCGUGAGAACACAGUUGAAAUAUGAAUAUGUCUCUAUGUAUGACAUGGAUAUAAUGCAUAAGUAACGUUUUACUUAAGCCUAUGUUAUCCUUACUAUGAUGUUACCUGGCAUCUAACAUAUAAUCUGAAUACAUGAUCGGUGAUCAUCCGUUCAUAAUAUUGUUUGGUAUUUUCCGUUUCUGAUGCUGCCUUUACUAUCAUGACUAUAGUAUAUACAUCAUCCAUAUACUUAUAGUUACAGGAAGGUUACAUAGGCGAUAAUAUUGAAUUGUGAAAUAACAACAAAGACAAAUCUACAGUCAUAUAACACACUAGUAAGUGUCUAUUAUGAGGGGCAAUAUUUGUUAGACAGUUAUAAUACUCAAUUGGUACAACAAAAGUGUAUCAUUAACUCGCGUUUGAAUGAAGUACUACACUCUUA
Molecule: messenger RNA, 1885 nt
Organism: Branchiostoma floridae (Florida lancelet)
Lineage: Eukaryota; Metazoa; Chordata; Leptocardii; Amphioxiformes; Branchiostomatidae
Exons: 5
Coding region: 223-1086 (287 amino acids)
Source: RefSeq, a predicted model, not a curated record